This is a messenger RNA of Thelazia callipaeda (thelaziosis nematode), 585 nucleotides long. The record is from the annotation of a GenBank genome assembly. Lineage: Eukaryota; Metazoa; Nematoda; Chromadorea; Rhabditida; Thelaziidae.
AUGUUGGCAGACAAAGGUGGCUUAGGCUGCCAUGGGAAUAUGAGAGGAGAGCUGAUUACAGAAGCUAUUAAUAAUAGUCGGGUCAGCUUCUAUUCGCUGCUGGUUAGUAUUGGUCUCUGUUUUAACUUAACAAUUGUGGAUGUGUUAAAAUGGUUGCAGCGCGCUGCUACGGUCAGCGCAUGUCUGAUGCCUACCACCUGUGGCUUCCCGAAUUGUAAAUUUCGGUCUCGCUAUCGCGGUCAGGAAGAUAAUCGGCAUUUCUAUCGUAUACCUAAACGACCACAGGUGUUGCGGCAACGUUGGUUACUUGCAAUUGGACGAACCGAGGAUACCGUUGUUUCACAGGUCAGGAUAAUACACCUGUUGUAUUGCUUCCUGUGUAUAAAUACGUGUUAUCACGUGCAUGAACGUUUAAUAUGCAUGUUAUCGCUAAUGCUUUCGCAUCGCUUUAUGAUAGAAGUAUCAUAUUUGUCUUUAAAAAGUGCUUAUCGUGAAGAGGGUGUGCGCAUUUUACAGUGGAUAUUUAUAACAAUUAAUAUGAUUGUGAGGCUCAGCCAAGCUAUGUCUAAUUUUGAAAAUAUGUAG